AAGGAGCGAGUCCACCCUCAGCUGCAUCUCCAUCCGGGUGGUGGCGAAGAAUGGGGACUCUCUCCCCGAUCCGCAUUUGAGGAUAAGCAUGGGGCAGGCUCUUCCAGAGGAGGACAAGUGGGAUCCCGCUCAGAAGAGAGUCCUGGCAGGCGCACCUCAGCUUUCGGGGACCUCGAACCCCGUUCUGGUCCAAACUGAAGAUGUGCAGCGACCGCUUUUUAUUGAAGGUGGGAUUUUUCUUGCUACAAUUGCUGCUGCAGGGAUGCUAGGAGGUUUUGGUACAACACUCGCCAUGGCUAAAAAGAAGAACCCCAAUUGGUUCAAUAAGGGUGUCACUGCCACAGCUGCUCUGCCAGAGAGUGGUGCAUCUCUUGCAUUACGUGCCUUAGGAUGGGGCUCACUUUAUGCCUGGUGUGGAGUGGGCCUGAUCAGUUUUGCUGUUUGGAAAGCUUUGGGUGUUCACAGUAUGACUGAAUUUCGGAGCAAAAUUCAAUCACUGUUUCCAUCAAUUCCUAAAAAUGCAGCACAUCCUGUCCAAUGGGAAGACAUCAUGAAAUCCAAGUGAAUAUGGAUGGACUUUGACUCAACCUUGGAACAGUGACGGAAGUCAAGUAUAUGUGGAAACAUCCCACUCCCAAGAAUAGUCAGGAUGUAAGAGAAGAUACAUAAUCACAACGUGUCUUUAGUUUCCCAGGCAAGAAUAAAAAGGGUAAAAUUGUGGUUGUUACCUCAGGUGGUAGUAGCAGCUAUAAUAAAAGUGGAUUGACUUAAAAUGUGGAUGAGGACUUGUAUGAAGGAGGGAGCUCAUCAUGUUUCUGUAAAACAAAGAGGCAGAUCUCAGUGAUAAGCAUUAAUAUAGUAAUUGUCACUAAUUAUGUUUUGGAGGAGAGUGUAAAUCAGACUUUCAAGCUGCCACUCACUAGUUCACCUAGGGUAACUGCACAUCCUGUUCUCUCCAAUGCAGUGCUGUAAACCGUGUUGAAAAGGUGACUACAAAUGCUGCAAUAGAACAAACAUCUCAAAAGCCUACUAGUUUAGCACUGGUUAGCAAAAACCAUCAUAAUUAAAAGACUCAUCCACUGUAACAAGAGAUGCAAACGAUAGCUUUGACGGGCACAGUUCCUUUCUGACUAGCCUGUUGGCCAAAAAAAAACGAGCAGGAUGCUCAUGGAUGGAUUUUUUAUACUUUAUCUAAGGUCUUUGGUGGAACAUAGCUCAAGGGAGCACCUUUCCUCAUUCUAUUAAUUGAAUCCUUCCAUCAUCAGAAGCAAGCUAGUUGGACUCCACUCUGUAUAUCAUCCUAGGCUAUUUAUUUUGAUUUAUUCAGGAAGGCUAUAUACUAUGUUCCUGUUUUAAAGGAACGAACUCAGAGCAAUAUUUCAUGGAAAUGCAAUGAAGAUAUGGGUUGUUUCUCUUUUCAUGAAGAGCUUUUUUAAAAGAGUCCCGAAUAAGUAUAUGGAUGAAUUUUAGCUAAGAGAAAAUAUGAGUCAACACCAUGGAUAUCUGAAAACUACAUCUAAAAAUGCUGUUUUAAAUUUAUGCCAUUUAAAUAUUGCCAUCUGGGGAAAAAUCAUUUUAGCAGUUAAAAUUUAUUUGACAGAAGGGUUUUUGUUUUGUUUUUGUGGAUGUUUCCUCCCCGUUUUUACUUCAGUUAAUAGUCUUAAGCAUUUAAAAGCUAAUUCAAUACCUUAUGUAGAGCACCACUGGAAUGUUCCCAGCUAUGAAAGAAUGGGAAAUGAUAAUAAGUUUCAACUUUGCUUCCUUUGCUGUCAUUAUGAGAAAUUAAUUUGUCUCCUGGAACAUUAAGAAGUGUAAACACCUUAUUAACCAAGGAGAUGUUUUUCACCCACAAAAAAGAAACAAACUCGUGAUCUCGGAAGCAAUCGAUUUCAUAGUUUUUGAUAAUUAAAGCAAGUUGUUUUCCUGGUCAUGUCUAUCUAAUAAUACUACAAGAGAUUCAGCAAUAUUAAGUAUGUUGGAACCAUUUUCAUUCCUGAAGAGCUUUUGUGAAUCAAGCAGAAGAAAAUAAACACCAAGCAAAA
Molecule: messenger RNA, 2042 nt
Organism: Varanus komodoensis (Komodo dragon)
Lineage: Eukaryota; Metazoa; Chordata; Lepidosauria; Squamata; Varanidae
Gene: TMEM242
Product: transmembrane protein 242
Exons: 4
Coding region: 89-565 (158 amino acids)
Source: RefSeq, a predicted model, not a curated record